GUUCACUGUUCGUUCGCUCUCCAUCGUAAGCCACGUUGUGCAGCGAAGCGAGUGACGAUCGAGCACCGUAUUAUUGUGUGUCAGUUGAUUCAUCGGAAUCGGUCAAGUGAAUCGCUACUGCCGUAAUUAUCUGCAACGACCCAAACGGCAUUUUGUACGCUAACCCUACCGGUGACCCCUGGCAAGUGGAAUAAUUGUGAAUUUUAAUUGCUUUUUCGAUUCUGCGUGUUCUCGGGUUCUGGAGUAGCAAAGUGAGUGUGUAUUUGUGACGAUUCGGUCUUAACAUUUCGUGAUCAAGUGAUCUUCGGUGAGGCAAACGUUGCCCCUGCAGCAUGGCAUCCACAGGGGAGAAAGAUGCGACAGCAGUAGAAAUAAACAUCGAAGCCACCGACGAGCCAGAUGCCGGACGUGCCACUCCAAGACAGACGCUAUCCGCUGGUUCACCCGCCAAUGGACGUAACGGUGGCAACAAUCGAAGCCGGUCGAAUAGCCGAUCACCAUCUCGUAGGGCAAAGCGUGAUACAGAGAAGGCGCGAACUGAUGCGAUUCCGUUACUGCCCAUUCCCAACGAGUCGAAUCUGCCACGGCAGGAACCACCGAUUGCCGGGCCAGAGUUCGAUGACGAAGAUUCACUGGACAAUGGCAUUGAUUUGGACGAUCCCAAAGGCAAUCGGGGUAUUGAUAGUGGAUUUUUGGAUCCCAUCGAUAAUGGAUCAGUGGACACAACAGCUGUUACACGCCCGGGACGUCGGGGAGGACGUCGCAACCAAACACCGUCUGUCCCUGUCUAUCGGCCUGGUUUUGCGCCGGGUUUUAAUCCAGAUGGAACACGUAAUGUUGAAACCACCGAGAGUGGACAGGUCAUUCCGGACGUGAAUGUGUACCAGCAGAAGAAGAACCUUGCCCAGGGUAUGAUGGAUCUGGCCCUGCUGUCCGCCAAUGCAAACCAGCUACGUUACGUGCUCGAGUCAUACAAACGUCAUCCGUACUUCUACGUGAAUCUCAUCUUCAUCUCGACCAGCAUUAUCGCACAGGUAGCGGUCGGUAUUGGGUUGAUCUGGAAGAGCCGGUAUAACAUCAAGAACGAGAAUGAUUUUUGCAAGGCAGAUCGAAUUAACAAUCUCAUCACGAUCGGUAUCUUCAUCAUAACGCUCGUUAACGUGUUGAUAUCGGCGUUCGGCGUUGCAGAACCGUCGCCAGUUGUGUGACCAACGGCUGAUAGAUUGUUUUAUUGAAAGCGUACGUCAUUAGUGUUAAGAGUAGUAUAGAACAGAUUGUGCGAAGUAUUCGCACUUACUCAUUGCUUUUAGUAAUGUAACUGAGUACUCAAAAUACGUUUAAAACGGGCAUUUUAUUUUCUAUCUCUUUGAUGUAACGUGUUAAAUAUUUCGGAUACCAAUGCUGCCUUACCGACAACAACACGAAAUGUCGGUCGUAUUAAGCAAUAGUUUAUUUCCUCGUCUUAAAAAUUGUUUUUAUUUUUGAUGAAUAAUUGAUUCGUACUGUUGGAUAAUGGCUGUACAGAUAGAACGAAACUUGUAAAAGCCGUACAACUUUGAUUAAAUGACAGUGUUUAUAGAUAGACCAGACCCAUUGCACUUGAUAAAAAACGAUUUUUAGGUCACUCACCAUUUACGCGAUUACACCAUCAAGAGCACGAUCACCGUAGGAAAUAAAUUAAACUUAACGACAAAAUACAAUAUUUUCUCGAAUUUGCUCCUGCUUGAAGUAGAUCAAAUAGUCAAUUAAUAAUAAAAGUUUGUCAUUCAGCUGUCUAAAAUUUGUAAUAAAUAAUUUUAACAAUCAAAACCGAUA
Messenger RNA from Anopheles moucheti, 1815 nucleotides. Its product is annotated as ninjurin-A-like. Lineage: Eukaryota; Metazoa; Arthropoda; Insecta; Diptera; Culicidae. Gene Ontology annotation, cellular component: membrane. Gene Ontology annotation, biological process: cell adhesion; tissue regeneration. The record is from RefSeq and is a predicted model, not a curated record. The coding region runs from base 333 to 1208 and encodes 291 amino acids. The transcript has 3 exons.